Messenger RNA from Peronospora matthiolae, 1260 nucleotides. NCBI's taxonomy places the organism in Eukaryota, Oomycota, Peronosporomycetes, Peronosporales, Peronosporaceae. The record is from the annotation of a GenBank genome assembly.
AUGGCGCACGAACACAUGCCGCAUUCGUCGCUUAUGACUGCGCGCGCCUUGUUCCCAGCGGUUCUACCGCACUCGCAGGGAUGCAAGAGCAACCAACGGUCAGUGGUAGUCGGCGUGAGCGCGCAGCACACGUGGCACAAGGGCAAAGACGACAGUGAAGACAGGAAAGCCAGCGACAGCGCGUCCGCGCCGUGUCCCGAGUCCGCGGAAGCCAAGCGCGCGCGCCGCUCCGCGAUCGAAAAGAUGUCACGACAGAAGCGGAAAAAGGCGCUUGCGGACAUGCGACACGAGGUCCGGCACCUGGAGCAGCGUGUUGCUGCGUUGACACUGACGACGACGAGACGCGAGCGACGACGGGGCAGCGACAAGCGACCGCUCGCGGUCGUCUCGUUGCACCAGCUGCAGCAACAGUAUGCACAGCUGGUACUUGUCACCUGUGCGCUCGAGCACGACCGCGCGGCACUGCGCAAGUUGCUGCGAGAGCGAGUCGCGGCCACAAGACGAGCAGAUGCCGCUGCGACAAAGGAACCCGAGCGACAGCUGUGGGUCAGCGGCGUUCCGCUGUGCUCGCCGUCGUUUGCCGUGCGUUUCCGUCAGCUCUCUUCUGACGAGUGUUUCCGUAUCGUGCAGAGCGCCAAUCACGAGAUCGAGACGUUCUGUGUGGCCAAUAGCGUGGAAACGACCGGUGUCACGUUCAUGGGCUGGACCGAUAAGCGCAAGCUGGACCGGGACCUGCGAAGGUUUCAGUAUUGCUUUACUAAACGCUUUACGCUCGAAACGCCCGAGCGGCUGCUGGGCCCAUCGUGGCAGGUUUAUUCGAAUGGGGACAAGAUGAGGCAAGUAUCGUUCGGUAACUUCGGCCGCACGCGGUUUGAAGUGCUGCAAGUGCUGAAUGACAAGUUGGUAAUCGUCCGUCGAGACCACAAGUUUCCGACGUCGCCACUGACGUUUGUCUCGGUCCAGCUUGUUGCGUGGUGGCAGACACCUACUGGGUUCAUUACGUGCAGCCGGACGAUUCGAACGUUUGAGCUGGAAAAAGCACUGGGGCCGUAUGAAAGCUAUUAUGACGCUUUCCACUGGGCUCGUUUGGACCGGUUGUUUGACGAGUUGGACAAGCCUGCGGGCUGUGAUGUCGUGCUGGGAGGAUCGGUGAACGAUCAGAACCAGUUGCAUUCGGGACAUUGGCUUUUCGAACUCGUGUGCUGUGUCUUGCGAUGGGAACACGCAUGCGUCGGUUCGCUCUUGUUGAAACGGCUUUGA